Molecule: messenger RNA, 3477 nt
Organism: Sorghum bicolor (sorghum)
Lineage: Eukaryota; Viridiplantae; Streptophyta; Magnoliopsida; Poales; Poaceae
Product: probable serine/threonine-protein kinase At1g54610
Exons: 10
Coding region: 927-3053 (708 amino acids)
Biological process (GO): protein phosphorylation; positive regulation of transcription elongation by RNA polymerase II
Cellular component (GO): nucleus; cyclin-dependent protein kinase holoenzyme complex
Molecular function (GO): ATP binding; RNA polymerase II CTD heptapeptide repeat kinase activity; cyclin-dependent protein serine/threonine kinase activity
Source: RefSeq, a predicted model, not a curated record
AGGGGCGCGGCGCCUUGCCAUGCCUUGCCUUGCCGAGUCGCCUCCCCCUGCGCUGCGCAGUGCGCAAAGGCACUCGCGCUCAUCGGCGACUCCUCCCAAAAGAGAAAAGCGUGCGCGGAAAACCUCAUCACUCCCGCGCGCCCGCGUCCCGUGGCGUGGACCUUUUAAGCCCCGCGCUCGAUUCCCCACCCCACCUGCGACUGCGAGCUCGCCCCACUCGGCCACUCCCCUCGCUUCCCCUGAUCGAGUUCGCUCCCCACUUGCUGCCGUUUCCCCGGCCAAUUUCAGCGCCGAAUCCUUCUUUUUUUCCCCAGUUCCGGCGGCGCGGCAGGGCGGGGUUUCGCCGUUCUUGGCUGCCGCGCCAUCGUUCUUGCCCCAAGUUCUGGGCUGUGCUUCGCCUUCGCCGCCGGUAAUUCUGGCGGUUUCGUGAUCCGUCCCCGCGCAGCGGCCGCGGUUGCAGAAACGGAAAGGCCUUGCCUUUUCCGCUUGCCGCAACGGGUGCUCCGUGCUUCCGUCCGCUCGAUAAUCCCUGCGACCCUGCCUGCGUCUCCGCCCCGCCCGACCACGCCUCGCGAUCACGAGGAAGCGUCGCCGUCGACGGACGACGGGGGAGCGCGGUCACCGACUUCCAGGUCAAUCCCUCUCCCGUCCCGGGCCGCCCAGCGUGUUCUUGACAAGUGCCGUGUUCGACCCGUGACGCCUUUGGUUGGCGGGCGGAAGGGGUCAGUCAAGCUUUCUGUUCUUGAUUAUCUACACCGCGGCCGCCGGCUCUCAGCCCAAUGCCACCGGUGUGAGGAACAAGGACCUCGGGAGCGGAGAAGGAGCCGACUCGUGAAGAUCACGCGCCGAUCUUAGUCCGUGUCCGUGCGCGAGCUCGGCGUAUGGUUGGUGGCGCUUGGUGGUGCUCGUAGUGCGCCGCCGCCGCCAUGGGCUGCGUCGCGUCCAAGAACGCCGUCUCGGUCACGCCGGCGGCCGACUCGUCCGGCGGGCUCAGGGACCGGAGCCAGCCGCGCGCUCAGGAGUCUGCUGCUCCGGUGCCGUUGCCGGUGCCCGUGUCUUCUUCCCUGCGGAGCACGUCGUCCGCGGCGAGGAGGUCGGAGAAGGUCAAGGAGGAAGCGGAGGAGCCAGGAAAGGCCGCCGUCGUCGUGCCGGCCGCGUCCCGGAGCUUCCGGCUGCGGAGCCUGCGGAAGAGCCUUGAGGGUGAGCAGGUGGCUGCCGGGUGGCCGCCGUGGCUCAGCGCCGUUGCCGGGGAGGCCAUCCAGGGGUGGAUCCCGCUCAAGGCUGACUCCUUCGAGAAGCUGGAGAAGGUUGGGCAAGGCACAUACAGCAGUGUAUUCAGGGCAAGGGACCUUGAGACUGGAAAGAUCGUUGCCUUGAAGAAGGUUCGAUUUGACAAUUUUGAGCCAGAGAGUGUUAGAUUCAUGGCAAGGGAGAUACAGAUAUUAAGAAGACUUGAUCAUCUAAAUGUCAUGAAACUGGAAGGCUUGAUUACUUCCCGGUUGUCAUGCAGCCUUUAUCUAGUAUUUGAAUACAUGGAGCAUGAUCUUGCUGGACUUUGCUCCUCCCCGGACAUCAAGUUCACUGAAGCACAGCUCAAGUGCUACAUGAACCAAUUACUGUCAGGACUGGAGCAUUGCCAUUCGCGCCGUGUGGUUCAUCGUGAUAUCAAGGGUGCUAAUCUCCUCGUGAAUAAUGAAGGGGUUCUAAAGAUAGCUGAUUUUGGUCUUGCAAAUUUCUUUGAUCCAAGCAAAAACCAUCCUUUGACCAGCCGUGUUGUUACUCUGUGGUACCGACCACCUGAACUGCUACUAGGUUCAACUCACUAUGAUGCAGCUGUUGAUUUGUGGAGUGUCGGGUGUGUAUUUGCCGAGAUGUAUCGUGGGAAACCUAUCCUGCAGGGAAGAACCGAGGUGGAACAACUACACAAGAUUUUUAAGCUAUGUGGUUCUCCUGCUGAUGAUUAUUGGAAGAAGUCGAAGUUGCCUCAUGCAACAAUAUUUAAACCGCACCAUCCAUAUCCUAGUACCCUAGGAGAAGUUUUUAAAGUUGUACCAGAAAAUGCAUUGAGUUUACUAGAAACUCUUCUGUCAGUGGAGCCCUACAAGCGUGGUACUGCAUCAGGUGCUCUUUCUUCUGAGUUUUUCAGGACAAAACCUUAUGCGUGUGAACCUUCGAGCUUGCCUAAGUAUGCACCCAACAAGGAGAUGGAUGCAAAGUUACGAGAGGAUGCACUCAGAAGAAAAGCUAGUAGCAGAGGGCACGGGACAGAAGCAUCCAAGAAGUCUUCAAGGCUCAGCAGAGCAGCAAGAGAACCUAUUGCAGUCCCUAAGCAGAUAAUAAGUAGCACAGAGGAAUCCAAAACUAAUGUGAAUGCAACCAAAGAUGGUACAAUACAGGAUCGUACCAAACUAAAUGGUGAUGCUAGGCUAUUUGCGGACAUACAACCAGUCUCAGCGGCUCAAGUUAAAGAGAGUGCUCGUCAUGUUAAGAAUGAAUCACGAGAGGAGAUACCUUUCUCAGGGCCAUUGAGUGUUUCUUCAUCUAGUGGUUUUGCAUGGGCCAAAAGACCACAGGAGGAUCGUUCUUUUGCUAGAUCACGGACCAGAUCUAGCUCAAGAGGCCAGUUUCCCGCUUUGGUCGGUCAGGACUGUAAGACCCAAGCUAAAGAGAAUGACGGCCUUAGGGAGCUGCCAAGCAGAGACAUACACGUAUCAAUAUCACGCGUGAAUUCCAAAGUCCAAGACCGGGAGCCUCAUGAUGCAGCAAAGCGUGCAGUCCUGAAGAAGUGGUCGCAGCUAGAGCGUCCAGAUUCAUUUGAUUCUUGUGACACUUAUCGCUCUCAGAACUUCUCAAACGCUAUGUUUCUUGGGGGUACUCUGUCAUCAAAGAAUAGCUUCAAGGGCGAUCAUGGUCAAGAAGAGAAGGUCGAAUACUCAGGCCCUUUGUUGUCCCAGUCACACAAGGUUGAUGAACUGUUACAGAAGAACGAGCGCCAUAUCCGGCAAGUUGUUCGAACAUCAUGGUUCAGGAGAGGAAGAAAGGUGGACAAGUGAGGAAAAAGCUUGACCGUUUCUUUCCAUGGAAGGGCUUGACCCUUAGAGAAGGGGGAGCAUGUCAUUAGCUUCUGAUGUGCCUCUGCUGCCAGUCUGCGAAGUGUGCAAUUGCUGCUGAUGAUUCCAUUGUUAACUGAAAACGACAUGAACUUUGGUGAUCCCAGCUUACAGCAAAAUUUUAGCUACCUCGCUGCUUCUGCGUGUCAGCGGCGUGUGUUGUAGAUUCCCCGAAGACGCCAAUGCCAUAUCCAUUUUUGUUGUACAAAGAAAUAUUAACGGCUGAUGGGGAAGUGUGGUUGAACGUUGAACAGACAAUUGUGUAGUGGGAAGAACCAAUAAGCAGCACAACAUGGUGCGGUUGUAGUAAAGGUAGAUUCUGAACAAAAUCAAAGAUAAAACCCAAUAACUGUUUGGUGUCAUCUUA